Messenger RNA from Prorocentrum cordatum, 843 nucleotides. The record is from the annotation of a GenBank genome assembly. NCBI's taxonomy places the organism in Eukaryota, Dinophyceae, Prorocentrales, Prorocentraceae.
AUGGCCCCGCCCGCGCUCUUCGUGGCCGCGUCGACGCUGGCGGGAGUCUUCUGGGCGGCGGUGCUCGCCUUCGCCGCGUACCACUGGAGGCUGGCGGCCGCCCUGGCCGCGGGCGAAGACGGCGGGCACCUCGACGUCCGGAGGCUCGUCCAGGAGUUCUCGGCCGGCCUGCUGCUGGUCCUGCUGGCCUGCUGCGGCGCGCUCUUCGAGGUGCGCGAGGCGCGGCGCGCGCUUCCGCGGCGCGCCGCCGCGGAGGAGGAGGGCUGGUGCGCGUCGUGCCGCUGGCUGCUGCGCCACCGGACGCGGCGGGUGCUCAUCGCCUGUGGCUACCUCGCGACCGCGGGCUUCCUCAGCGACCCGGGCGCCAGAGAUGGCAGCCCGGCGGCCGACGCAGCGGGGCUGGCCAUCCUCUGCCUCGGCGCCUGCGUGGCCGCGCUCCGCCUCGCGGCCGCACUCUGGCCGCGCGCUGCGGCCCAGGCCGAGCUGCUCGCCGCGCCGGGCGCGGGCGCGGGCGCGGCGGCGGCCCUGUCGGGGAGAGCGAGCCUGAUCGCGAGGGGUCCUGGCGGGACCACUCGGCCCCCGCGGUGCUGCAGGCUUCAGCGCCGCCUUCGAGCUUCGAGGGGCGCGGGGGUGAGCCUCGUCGCCGGGGCCGCCGCCGGGGGGCUGGGCGAACCCGUGGGCCGAGGUGCAGUGAGCACGCGGCGUGCUCCAGCCGGCCACGCCCGAGAGGCCGGGCUUCAGGGCCCCCCGAAGCCAGGACCUCACACACCAGGAAUGUUUCGACCCAUGGCUACAGUUUUUUGGGGCGCUCCAAUGUCCUGGAUUCUCGAAGUCUCCGUUUAG